GCUCUCUGUCUCUCCUUCUCCCCCUCUCAUUAUUUUUUUGUCUUUCCCCUUCCUUGGAUCGCUCCCUCCUUUCAAGUCCCAGUCGCCCUUGCCAAUUGACUUGGGUUCAUCAUCCCCGGGCUCUUGUCAUGUCGCCCACAUCAGGAACGCGUCGUUUGCACCACAAGGUCCUCGCUGAACUCGGCCUCAGUUCGGUUUGGCAAUCCCCUCGCGAUGUCAAAUUACUCUGUGCCCAGCGCUUUGUUCGGCUCUUCGCCUACGGGGGAUCGACCCUGAUUCUGGCAUCCUAUCUGUCGGCCUUGGGCAUCGCUGACGACCGCAUCGGCCUGUUCAUGACUCUGACUCUCGUGGGGGAUGUCGCCAUUAGCUUCCUCCUCACCCUGUUUGCCGAUGCCAUGGGUCGCCGGGCUGUGCUGGCCCUGGGCUCCGCCUUGAUGGUCGGCAGCGGCAUCCUGUUUGCUACGGUCGGCAAUUACUGGGUUCUUUUGGCGGCGGCCGUCUUUGGCGUGAUAAGUCCGAGUGGAAACGAAAUCGGCCCCUUCCGGGCCGUCGAGGAAUCGACCCUGGCUCAUCUGACCCCCCAUGAUAUUUUGAGCGAUAUUUUCGCUUGGUACUCCCUCUUCGGCAAUGCAGGCACCGCCCUGGGCAUGAUGACCGGUGGAUGGGCCAUCAAUCUCCUCCAGGUCAUCUGGGAAUGGCCCUACAUCCCCGCUUGUAGAGUAAUGUUUUUCGCCUACGCCGCGGUUGGCGCGCUCAAGUUUCUUCUCUCUAUCGCCCUGAGUCCGGCUGUGGAGGCGGAAGAGAAGAAAAAGAAGAAGCCUUCUGUGCGUACUCCCCAGCAGACUAGCGAGGGCGAGGCACAGCCUCUGCUGGGCGAUCGGGCAGACCAGCAACCCCCGAAGAAAUCAGACUUUUCCUUUGUGGGCGAUGCAGAGCUCGUUUCCUUGGUCAUUAGACUGGCGAUCCUGUUCGGCCUGGACUCGUUCGCCUCUGGGUUGGCAUCUUUGUCGUGGAUGACGUACUUCUUCAAGCGCAAGUUCUCCCUUCCUGAAGGGUCCCUCGGAUCCAUCUUCUUCACAACCAGCCUCAUCUCGGCGGCCUCCGUGCUGGUUGCCUCGUCCAUCGCCAAGCGCAUCGGCAAUGUCAAGACGAUGGUCUUCACUCAUCUCCCCUCCGCCGUGUGUCUAGCACUCAUUCCUGUCCCUGCGGCCCUCCCCCUAGCCCUAACAUUCUUGGUCCUCCGCUCCUGCACUCAGACUAUGGACGUGGCGCCGCGCUCAGCUUUCCUAGCCGCUGCACUGCCAUCGGACCGCCGUACGGCUAUAAUGGGUUCCAUUAAUGUCGUUAAAACCUGCGCCCAGAGUCUCGGGCCCCUUCUGACUGGUGUUUUAGCCAAUCAAGGCUACUUCGGGCUUUCAUUCACCAUUGCGGGUAUCCUGAAGGCCGUCUAUGAUAUCGGCAUGCUGCUCAGUUUUGCCGGGAAAGAAAAGCAAGCCAGGCGCCCGGCGCCCGCAGAUCAAGGAGAAGAGUCUGCUUAGAUGCCUCAGGCGCCUUUGAAAUUAUACCGUCCGCAAAACCAGGCUUCUCUAAAUGAGAUCAUGAGUGAGCGCUCCCCGGCUGCUAUAGACCAUCUGCUUUAUAGAUCCUAUGUAUAUACAUCGAGUUUGGUGGAUCCCAGCUUGUAUCAAAAAUGGC
Molecule: messenger RNA, 1695 nt
Organism: Aspergillus ibericus CBS 121593
Lineage: Eukaryota; Fungi; Ascomycota; Eurotiomycetes; Eurotiales; Aspergillaceae
Product: putative MFS transporter
Exons: 4
Coding region: 129-1538 (469 amino acids)
Biological process (GO): transmembrane transport
Cellular component (GO): fungal-type vacuole membrane
Molecular function (GO): transmembrane transporter activity
Source: RefSeq, a predicted model, not a curated record